This is a messenger RNA of Dama dama (fallow deer), 1075 nucleotides long. RefSeq names its product HRas proto-oncogene, GTPase (gene HRAS). Bases 171 to 782 code for a protein of 203 amino acids. The record is from RefSeq and is a predicted model, not a curated record. The transcript is spliced from 6 exons. Lineage: Eukaryota; Metazoa; Chordata; Mammalia; Artiodactyla; Cervidae. Gene Ontology annotation, cellular component: plasma membrane. Gene Ontology annotation, biological process: cellular senescence; Ras protein signal transduction. Gene Ontology annotation, molecular function: GTP binding; GTPase activity; GDP binding.
CGGAGCCGCACCCGCCGCGGACGGAGCCCAUGCGCCGGGCGAGCCCCGAGCCCCGGCCCCGGCCCCUGCCGCCGCCCCCGCCCCGGCCCCGGCCCCGGGGGCAGUCGCGCCAGUGAGCGGUGGGACCGGAGGUCACUGCAGUGCCUCGUGCUGCGGUCGCUUGAGGAGCGAUGACGGAGUAUAAGCUCGUGGUGGUGGGCGCCGGCGGCGUGGGGAAGAGCGCCCUGACCAUCCAGCUCAUCCAGAACCACUUCGUGGAUGAGUACGACCCCACCAUCGAGGACUCCUAUCGGAAACAAGUGGUCAUUGACGGGGAGACAUGCCUGCUGGACAUCCUGGACACGGCGGGCCAGGAGGAGUACAGUGCCAUGCGGGACCAGUACAUGCGCACUGGGGAGGGCUUCCUCUGCGUGUUUGCCAUCAACCACGCCAAGUCCUUCGAGGACAUCCACCAGUACCGCCCUUCCUCCUUGCAGGGAGCAGAUCAAGCGGGUGAAGGACUCGGACGACGUGCCCAUGGUGCUGGUGGGGAACAAGUGCGACCUGGCCGCGCGCACCGUGGAGUCUCGGCAGGCCCAGGACCUCGCCCGCAGCUAUGGCAUCCCGUACAUCGAGACCUCCGCCAAGACCCGCCAGGGCAGCCGCUCUGGCUCUGGCUCCAGCUCCGGGACCCUCUGGGACCCUCCGGGACCCCCGUGACCCAGCCGCCCCUCUCGCUGGCGUGGAGGAUGCUUUCUACACCCUGGUGCGUGAGAUCCGGCAGCACAAAGCGCGUAAGCUGAGCCCGCCGGACGAGGGCGGCCCCGGCUGCCUGAGCUGCAGGUGCCUGCUGUCCUGACGGUGGCGCGGGCGCGGAGCGCUGGGCGCCACGCAGGAGGCGGCGCGGCGGGGACGGAGGGAGAUGCCGCCGGAGCCCGGCCCCGCAGGUUGGCGGACAGAGUGCCCAUGGGCCUCCCGGGACGCUUCGCACAGACUCUGAUGAACUGAUGCACUGGCCCCCAGCCUCGCUCUCCUCAGCCCCAUCCUGGCCCAGCGGGCGCAGGCCCAGUCGCAGUAAAUUAUUUCAUGGUCUUGA